UGUACAUUGAUGGAGCCGCUAAUCUAUGGCAGUCCGGCAGAGCUCUGCGAGGAAGCCACGCUGCGGGUCUGAACCGACGCUGCGAAAUCACACCGCCGGACGAUGGCAAGCCGGGCCACGGCUCGUCCGUAACCUGUACGCGCUGUAGAGAGACCCGGAGGACGUUGAACCCCAAACUGAAGGAAUGUGUCGUCUCACUGACACGGUCCAGUGAAGUAGCGUUAGGAGGUCACUUCAGAUGCUGACGGCUCCGCUGCCAAGUUUUACGCACUGAAUUUUGCGAUUACUCGCGGUAAUGAAGGUUUUGACUUGAAUGAAUGACGCCGCCGCGGAACAGGUUUCGUAGACAGAUAUUAUAUAUUUUACGGAAUUGGAAGAAGUAGUGAAUGUAAAAUUAUCGAAGCGUCCUCGCACAGGGAGACUUUGUCCAGAUAGAGCAUUUGGAAACAUUUUCUUUUUCUUUCUUUCUAUUUUUUUUUUUUUUAACUGUGGAUGUGAGUCUAGCGCAUCAGUUAAAACCCAGAAGACAGCAGCCGCGCUGUGGGGGGAGCAGGAUAACCGGGAGAUCCAGUUGAAAUGAAGAGAAACAUGUGAAGACCCUUGCAAAGCUUUGACCUGCAAGUUAACCUUCAACAACAAAGAGGCGAAGGUUUCUUCCCUGCUUCCCUUCAUCCAUUCUCUCCGCUUCCUCUGCACUUUCCUUGCAGGCCCGUUAAACAUGGAGGGCCGGCGGGCUGCACGCAGGACUUUAUCACCUGACCCUAAAGUAGGAGCUGUAGCUACUCUGCUAGGCUUCUGGCUGUUAGCGAUUCCUGCCUUGUGCAGUGGGCAGACAUUCACUAGUUUCCACCCCGAACGUCGGGACUGGGUGUUCAACCACCUGACGGUUCACCAGACCACAGGGGCAUUGUAUAUUGGAGCGGUCAACCGUGUGUACAAGCUCUCAGGCAACUUGACCCUCCUUGUUUCCCAUGAUACAGGCCCAGAGGAUGACAACAAGGCCUGCUACCCCCCUCUGAUUGUCCAGCCCUGUUCUGAGCCCCUUGUCUCUACCAACAACGUCAACAAGCUUCUCCUCAUUGAUUAUUCCCAAAAUCGGUUGCUGGCCUGCGGCAGCCUCUACCAGGGCGUCUGCAAACUCCUCAGACUGGAUGACCUCUUUAUCUUAGUGGAGCCCUCCCAUAAGAAGGAGCACUACCUCUCCAGUGUCAACCAGACUGGGACCAUGUAUGGGGUCAUUGUGCCUUCACAGGGCCAGGAUGGCACCCUGUUUAUUGGCACGGCAGUAGAUGGAAAACAGGAUUACUUUCCUACCAUCUCCAGUCGAAAGCUGCCACGUGACCCAGAAUCUUCUGCCAUGCUGGACUAUGAAUUGCACACUGACUUUGUGUCCUCUCUUAUCAAGAUACCAUCAGACACACUGGCGCUGGUCUCCCACUUUGAUAUUUAUUAUGUUUACGGCUUUGCCAGUGGCAGUUUUGUUUACUUCUUGACUGUCCAGCCUGAGACGCCGGAGAACAGCAUGUCAUCAAGUGGAUCCACCAGCGACCUCUUCUACACCUCUCGCAUUGUCCGCCUCUGCAAAGACGACCGCAAGUUUCACUCCUACGUCUCUCUCCCUGUUGGCUGUGUGAAAAACGGCGUGGAGUACCGGCUACUGCAGGCUGCCUACCUCGGCAAGCCGGGCCGCGUUCUCGCUGCCUCGCUCAACAUCAGCGCCCAAGAUGAUGUGCUCUUCACCAUCUUCUCUAAGGGCCAGAAGCAGUUCCAUCGCCCACCGGACGACUCAGCGCUCUGUGUCUUCACCAUCCGAGACAUCAAUGCACGAAUUAAGGAGCGCCUGCAGUCGUGCUACCAGGGAGAAGGAAACCUGGAGCUUAACUGGCUGCUUGGGAAAGAUGUUCAGUGCACCAAAGCGCCGGUGCCCAUUGACGACUCUUUCUGUGGUCUGGACAUCAACCAGCCACUCGGAGGUUCUCAGCUGGUGACCGGUCACACUCUCUACACUGAGACUCGGGACCGCAUGACUUCUGUCACUUCCUAUGUCUACAAUGGCUACUGUGUAGCCUUUGUGGGCACCAAGAGUGGACGGCUAAAGAAGAUUCGUGUCGACGGGCCUCCUUACGGUGGCGUCCAGUAUGAGACAAUAUCGGUCAUCAAGGACGGCAGCCCUAUCCUGCGAGAUAUGGCCUUCUCCCUUGACCGCAACUACCUCUACGUCAUGUCUGAGAGACAGGUUACCCAAGUUCCCAUCGAGUCAUGUGAGCAGUACGGGACCUGUGGGGAGUGUCUGAGCUCUGGAGACCCACACUGUGGCUGGUGUGUCCUGCAUAACAUCUGCUCUCAGAGGAACCGGUGUGAGCGUGCAGAUGAGCCUUAUCGUUUCGCCGCUUCUAUCAACCAAUGUGUGAAGGCCACGGUGUACCCAGACAGCAUUGCAGUGUCAGAACCCAGCGUACCUCUGCUGGUGAGGGUGAGCGAUGUUCCAGACCUUUCUGCAGGCAUCACCUGUUCUUUUGGCAACCUGACGGAGGUGGAGGGACAGGUCAAUGGCAACCAGAUACUCUGUGUGUCCCCUGCUGCCAAGGAUGUCCCACUCAUCCCCACCGACCAAGAUUGGUCCGGUGUUGAGCUGCGACUCAAUUCUAAGGAGACUGGUCAGAUGCUUAUCAGCACAGAGGUCAAGUUUUACAACUGCAGCGUCCACCAACUGUGCCUGUCAUGUGUGAACAGUGCCUUCCGCUGCCAUUGGUGCAAGUACCGCAACUUGUGUACCCAUGACCCCUCCAGCUGUUCCUUCCAGGAGGGACGAGUCAACACUUCUGAGGACUGUCCCCAGCUGGUGCGCUCUGAGGAGAUUCUGAUCCCAGCAGGAGAGGUGAAGCCUAUCACCCUGAAGGCCAGAAACCUGCCACAGCCUCAAUCUGGCCAGCGGGGCUAUGAGUGUGUCCUCCACAUCCAGGGGGUCAGCCACAGAGUCACUGCCCUCCGCUUCAAUAGCUCCAGCGUGCAGUGCCAGAACAGCUCGUAUCUGUACGAGGGAAUGAAAAUUAGUGAGCUGCCUGUGGAUUUCUCAGUGGUGUGGAACGGCAACUUCAUUAUUGAUAACCCGGAGAAUAUCCAAGUGCACCUGUACAAGUGUGCAGCCCAGCGAGACAGCUGCGGCAUGUGUCUGAAGGCAGAGAGGAAGUUCCAGUGUGGCUGGUGCAGCGGGGAGGGAAGGUGUACCCUGCGGCACCACUGCCCUCCCAUCAGCCCUUACACCACCCGCUGGCUGAAUCUGUCCAGCAAGAAUGUCAAGUGCACCAACCCACGCAUCACUGAGGUGACUCCAGUGGCCGGACCCCCAGAGGGAGGCACGCGGGUGACCAUCCAUGGCACGAACCUCGGUCUGGCCUUUUCAGACAUGGUGGGCAAUGUGCAGGUGGCAGGGGUAAGGUGUACCCCUGUAGAGGAUGGCUACAUCAUCGCUGAACAGAUUGUGUGCGAGAUGGACGCGGCUCCUACAGACAGUAAACCUGGUCCAGUCCAGCUGUGUGUGGGAGAGUGCAAACCAGAACUCAGGGCUCGCUCCUCACAACUCUACUCCUUUGUGACUCCCACAGUCACAGGUCUGUCCCCUAGCAGAGGUCCAGAGUCUGGGGGCACGAAAGUAACCAUAAUGGGAGAAAAUCUUGGUGCCGGCAGCAGUGUCAACGUUCAGUUUGGAAACCAGACAUGCGAGUUCUUUGGACGGACCAUGACGGAGAUAAUUUGCUACUCUGCCCCUUCUCUGUCCGGUGUCGGCCCGGUGCAGAUCAGCGUGAGCGUGGACCGUGCCCAAAUCAGGGAGAGCCUUACCUUCGAGUAUAUAGAAGACCCUACUGUCCAGCGUAUUGAACCAGACUGGAGCAUUGCAAGUGGGCACACCCCUCUAAUGGUCACAGGAACCAAUCUGGAUGUGGUUCAGGAGCCCAGGAUCCGAGUCAAGUACGCUGGCCGAGAGUCUGUUGAUGUGUGUAAAGUAUUGAACACCACCAGUAUGAGCUGCUUCGCCCCCUCCCUCAUGGCCGAAUACCAUCCAGGUUUGGACACGGUAAAGCACGCAGACGAGUUUGGGUUCAUCUUCAACAACGUCCAGGCGCUGCUGGUCUACAACAACACCAACCUCCUCUACUACCCGAACCCUUACUUUGAGCCCCUUAGCACCACUGGAGUCUUAGAGCAAAAACCAGGAUCGCCCAUCAUCCUCAAGGGCAGAAACCUGGUUCCCCCAGCAUCAGGAGGGGUGAAGCUUAACUACACGGUACUGAUUGGAGAGACUCCCUGCUCUGUCACUGUGUCUGAAAGCCAGCUGCUGUGUGAGCCACCCAAUCUCACUGGACAAUACAAAGUUAUGGUUCAAGUAGGCGGUCUCCACGUUUCUCCUGGCGCCGUCAACAUCAUGUCAGACAGCCUGCUGACCCUUCCAGCCAUUGUUAGUAUCGCCGCCGGUGGAGGCCUCCUCCUCAUCAUCGUCAUCCUCGUCCUCAUCGCCUACAAGCGGAAGUCACGUGAAAAUGACCUCACCCUCAAGCGCUUGCAGAUGCAAAUGGACAACCUGGAGUCACGGGUUGCCCUAGAGUGCAAAGAAGCCUUUGCCGAGCUACAGACAGACAUCAAUGAGCUGACCAGCGACCUGGACAGAGCUGGUAUCCCCCACCUGGACUACAGGACGUAUGCCAUGAGGGUCCUGUUCCCUGGCAUAGAAGACCACCCUGUCCUCAGAGAACUGGAGGUGUCAGGUAAUGGCCAGCAGAAUGUGGAGAAGGCCUUGAAGCUGUUUGGCCAGCUCAUCAACAACAAAGUGUUCCUGCUCACCUUCAUCCGAACGCUGGAAAUGCAGCGUUCUUUUUCCAUGAGGGACCGGGGCAACGUGGCCUCACUUAUCAUGACAGCCCUGCAGGGGCGACUGGAGUACGCCACCGACGUCCUCAAACACCUGCUGUCAGACCUCAUCGACCGCAACCUGGAAAGCAAAAACCACCCCAAACUGCUGCUGCGCAGAACAGAGUCGGUUGCAGAGAAGAUGCUCACAAACUGGUUCGCCUUCCUUCUUCACAAAUUCCUCAAGGAGUGUGCUGGGGAGCCUCUGUUCAUGCUGUACUGCGCCAUCAAGCAGCAGAUGGAAAAGGGGCCCAUCGAUGCCAUCACUGGAGAGGCCCGCUACUCCCUGAGCGAAGACAAGCUCAUCCGCCAGCAGAUUGAGUACAAAACCCUGAUCCUGAACUGUGUGAACCCAGACAAUGAAAACAGUCCGGAGAUUCCAGUAAAGGUGUUGAACUGCGACACCAUCACCCAAGUAAAGGAGAAGAUACUAGAUGCUGUUUACAAGAACAUGCCCUACUCUCAGCGGCCGCGUGCUGUGGACAUGGACCUCGAGUGGCGCCAGGGGCGAAUGGCUCGUGUGGUGUUGCAGGAUGAAGACAUCACCACCAAGAUAGAGAACGACUGGAAGAGACUCAACACUCUCAUGCACUACCAGGUGUCAGACCGCUGCGUUGUGGCUUUGGUGCCGAAACAGACCUCAUCGUACAACAUCCCUUCCUCAGCCAGCAUAUCACGCACCUCCAUCAGCAGAUAUGACUCGUCAUUCCGCUACACGGGCAGUCCCGACAGCCUUCGUUCACGUGCUCCCAUGAUCACCCCUGAUCUGGAAAGUGGUGUGAAGGUGUGGCAUCUGGUGAAGAACCACGAACACGGUGACCAGAAGGAAGGAGACCGCGGUAGCAAGAUGGUCUCCGAGAUUUAUCUGACCAGGCUACUCGCUACCAAGGGCACACUACAAAAAUUUGUUGACGAUCUGUUUGAGACGUUGUUCAGUACGGUUCACAGGGGGAGCUCUCUCCCCCUGGCCAUCAAAUACAUGUUUGACUUCCUGGAUGAGCAGGCAGACAAACAUGCCAUUCAUGACACAGACGUACGUCACACGUGGAAAAGCAACUGCCUUCCAUUGCGUUUCUGGGUGAACGUGAUCAAAAACCCUCAGUUUGUGUUUGACAUCCAUAAGAGCAGCAUCACGGACGCCUGUCUGUCUGUAGUAGCCCAGACCUUUAUGGAUUCUUGCUCCACAUCAGAGCACCGCCUGGGCAAAGACUCCCCUUCCAAUAAGCUGCUCUACGCUAAAGAUAUCCCCAAUUACAAGAGCUGGGUAGAGAGGUACUACGCCGACAUCAGCAGGCUGCCAUCCAUUAGUGACCAGGACAUGAAUGCCUAUUUGGCAGAACAGGCCAGACUCCACUCCACAGAGUUCAACAUGCUCAGUGCUCUCAAUGAGAUCUAUUCCUACGUCAGCAAGUACAGUGAGGAGAUCACAGCUGCAUUGGAGCAGGAUGAACAGGCAAGGAAGCAGAGGUUGGCCUACAAGGUGGAGCAGCUCAUCUCUGCUAUGUCCCUUGAGAGCUGAGAGUGACCCCUGCUGAAGGAGAGAGAGAGAGAGAGAACCACAGUCUCUACUGGACCUCCCAUAAUGGUCCCGCAUUACUUACCUCUCAUCGUGGGAAGCUACCACCACGAACCAGACCUGGGAUCUCUGUAUUCACAGCCGGACAGACAUACAACUGCAUUCAUUUGUAAUACUCGCUCUUUCCUUUCACGGCGGCACCAGCUAAGUGCCCACAGACUGCGACAGAGGCCCUGCAGCUGGAGCUGAUAAUGGCAUAAGGAAGGAACAGCAGCAGAGAAGGCAACAACAUGUCUUGUAUUUAUUUUUUUGUUUGUUUCUUUUUCUCAAAGGAAAUUUUCUCUCAGUUUGACAGGAAAUUGUAUGUUGUGCAUGUGUGUGUGUGUGUGCGUGCGUGUGCAUGCGUGCGUGAGUGUGUGUGUGUGUGUUUGUAUCAUACUAAGGAAGACUCCUGCAAAGACUGUGAGAGCAAAUGGAGAAACAGAUUUAUUCUCCACUCAGUCAGAAACUCACAUCUGAGUGUGAAGUGGAGACAAAAAGGCGAGAAGCACAGGAGCAGAUCUCGUGUUGGACAGCUGAGUUUGCAUUCAGAUUUCUCAGAUUUUAUUUUUGUACUUGUACAUUUGAAUAUUAUCAGUUGCAGUUGAAAUAACCACCCGGGAUGCUGUAAGUGUUGUUGUACAAAGACAUGAAGAGUGUAACACUCCAUCAGGGUGGUGUGGUAGUAUUACAGGCCAUGGUCCAUGUCUUCUCUCACUCCUUGCCUCCUCAGACUGAUGCUUCACGUGACACGGACGAAACGUCUGCUCUCCGUCCAAUCAGAAGUGUACAGGAAAUCAUGAAACCUGGGCUCAUCACCAAGAGUCAAAUGAACUCCACUCGUGGUGGUCACGGUUCAGCCAGCAUGCUUGCACCUAAACUGAGGAUGACAGAGACGAAGUCUGUAGUGUAUUUAGGAGAUGACCUUAAAUCAGCAUCACUCUGGUGUCCAAGGCUUUCUUCAGCAGUUCGGUCAUCUGUGUAUGUACUGGUCGAUACUUGCCAAUCAGUGUAUGUGAAUGUACAAAAUGUUUUUUUUUAUUUGUUGUUUGUUUGAUUGUAUGUCUUUUUGAGUUUUGCUAACAGAAAGCGGCUCAGUUGAACUGAGCUCCAUAGCUAUUUUCUGCAGCUCGUCGAGUGAACAGCUCCAUUUGUCCAUCCUGGCUCCAGCCCGUCCAGCUACUUCCCAAACAUUGUUUACCUUAAAUCACUUCUCGAAACUGGAGAGCGUGUAUCGUCUGCAUUGUGGCUGUCACAGCUAGCAGUUAGUAGAUACCAGGCAAGACCAGUUGGUGUCUGUAGGCUAAAACUCUCCAUUAUAUAUCCACUGUUUGUAUCCCUUUGGCAACUUGAUCAACUUUACGUGUUCUUUGCAUGCAUGCUGUCACACAUCAGAAGUGUUUAAUGGUCCAUCUUUGAUUUUAUCAAGUGCCAAUGGGCCAUGCCAGUUCUAGCUGGCCAGUUGAGAUGUUAGCUGAUGAGAGAUCUUACCCAACCACCACCCAUUUCUCCACACAGACAAUAAGAAGCCUAGCUGCGUGGGUCUAGUUUGACCAAGUGCCAAAAGAUCCUGUCGUUUCAGAUUCUUCACUAAUGUGUCAAAAAUCGGUUUAUGCUUUACAGAGAAGCUCUCAUAUUGGAAUGUGGAGCCGGUUAAUGUUGGAAGCUUGUAUAACUGGAAUGGCGAGUUUUAAAAAGUCACGAAAGGUACGAAACAUAAGCAGGAGAGACGAGAUCUCCGGAUGAGGAAGGAUUCAAGAGCGUGAAAAACACAGACAGAAGACAGAGUACUUUUCAUGUUCCGUGGAUGCGUCUCCUGACUUACACCAAACAGUCAGAUGCUAAAAGGCUGAUGUAACCUUCCAACCUUCUAGCUGGAUGACAACAAACUGUAGAUUCCGUCCUCUGGAUAGGUGGUUUCAUUUUCUUCCAAGAUAUAUAUUUGCUUGUUGUUUACAUCAAGUACUUGAAAAUAGGUAGUAUUAAAGGUUUGUACAGUGUACUGCAAUUGUGUGUGUUGAGAGCGUGACAAACACCAGGAGUGGGUGGAAGGUGCUUCUUUUCUCUGUGGCCUUAGAUACCCACCUGCUUACCGUUCCUGAUCUUAUUAGUCCUCGACUCGGGCACAGUCCUUUCAGUGCUUCGGAGCCCGGUGGUUUUUCAGUGAUACCUGGCCCAGGCACUCUGCUGCGAACUGUCUUAGCGAGAUAAAGUAAAGGGAAAGGUGAAGAGGGUACGGCCCGGCUCAGGCAGACAUUGCCUCGCUCAGCGCUCACUUUUCCUGAGCUGUUUGAAGAGAAGUGUCGAGAAACGAGGAGAGAGGGAGAGGUAGAAAGAGAGAGAACCCCUUUAGCUCUAGUUUCCUGCUCCGGCUUUGAAGCUGCUCUUUGAUCUGAGUCAGUUGUGUGCACAGUGUGAUCAGGAGAUGGAAAGAAAAAAAGAAAAAACAUCAAACUAGCAGGCAAGGAGAAAUGUAGGAUGAGGCGAUGAUUGACAUGCUAUUACUGAGCCCGGCCAGUGGGGGCAGAAGGGGUAAGAGUAGCCGUAAUUUGCUCCCUCAUCUGAAAAAGCACCUCCUCGCUCCCUAACCCCCCCCCCCAGUGAACAUCAAUGGGUACAAAAUGGCGCACAUACAGUACAUACACAAAACAUAAAGCUUCUUCCUUUUGAUUAAGGUGUCUUCCCAAUUUCAGCGAAUAGAAUUGUAUCCUCCUCAUACCUCACAUUGCUUGUAUGGAGUAAUGCUUUUUUGUUUUUGUUUUUUUUAUUUUAACAGGACCUAAAUGCCUUUUCCUUUUCCAAGGGAUGAAAUGUAUGUUUAUUAGAGUCCUUCCAGCUCUUAGAUGAGUUCCCCCUCUGUAUUCAGAAUUGUGACAAACAUAAUCAGAGGCACACAAAUUAGUUGAGAGUGGCUUUGAUUUUUUUUUUCUCUCAGAGAUCAUUUAUAUCAUUUCCUUUAGUCUUGUGUGAGAUUUUUGCAUGCAUUUUAAUUAAUGCUUUAGUUCUGCCUGGUAUUCCAUAUCAGUCUGCGUCGUCAUUAGUCUAACAGUAAUUCUUCCUCAAAGCCCAUUUGUACACGUCUUAAAUCACAGCUGAAUGCACCUUUUUUUGUGAAAGAGAUUUUUUUUUUGUUACUAAAUAAUAGCUUGUUUCCAUGCUGUGCACUCGUUUCUGGGAACCUUUUUAAUUCAGUUUGAACUGAGAAGAGGGAAGUCUGUUUACUCUUUCUGCAGCGCAGAAUCCCAUUUGACUGCCAGUUGUGAUGUGGAUAGAUGCUCAUAAAACACAACCUCAAUUCAGCUCGAGCUGAUCGCAAAUUGAAGAUGCUUUGUGCACUUUUUUGCUCUCGGUGUAACGUGUUGCCGAAGAGAUGGUGUUUUGUGGUUGUGACUGGCACAUGUCAUCAUUCCUUAUAUAUAAAACAAAGCUUUUUUUUGUUCGUUUUAUGGCAUCAGACAAAUGAACUGAAAUCCAGAUCGAUGUAUUAAUCUCAAGUCAAAAAUAUCACCAAGUAUAAAAUGAGUAUCCUUCCAUUUUAAACACAUUGUAAACAAACCCUUUGUAGACACUGGAGUUCUGUAAAAUAGUAAUUACUGGCAAUGAUGAUGAUGAUGAUGACGAUGAUGAUGAUAAUAAUGGCUGUCUGUUCUUCUUGUUUUUUAAAAGUGUUGUGGAAAUUGUAAGAAACUUAAAGUAUUUAAAAUAAGGUUGUUCUCUUGUUUUUUUAUUUGCUUUGGUUUUGUUAUGAUAAUAUAUUAUUGUGUACCUAUUGUAAAUAUGAAGCACACCUAUUUUGCAAGCCAAGGAUUCACUUUGUACUGUUGUUAUAUAUAAUUAAACUUUGCUGG
Messenger RNA from Toxotes jaculatrix (banded archerfish), 10308 nucleotides. It is a transcript of the gene plxna2, whose product is annotated as plexin A2. The record is from RefSeq and is a predicted model, not a curated record. The transcript has 32 exons. Gene Ontology annotation, molecular function: semaphorin receptor activity; protein binding. Lineage: Eukaryota; Metazoa; Chordata; Actinopteri; Toxotidae. Gene Ontology annotation, cellular component: semaphorin receptor complex. Bases 719 to 6424 code for a protein of 1901 amino acids. Gene Ontology annotation, biological process: regulation of cell migration; positive regulation of axonogenesis; negative regulation of cell adhesion.